AGAUACACUUUGUCACCGUCGCUAUCCAAUGCCAGACACCCCUAAUGGACUUGCCCAAGUACUGCCCUGGUGGAAUUCUCUUCUGGGAGUACCGAAACACCUUGCUGAGUCCAUAGUCGACUCACCUCCCGCCUCCAGAUCUCCUCUCCUUCUUAAUAUGGGAAGUGAUGAAGCUAUUUUUUCCAGAUCACAUGAGCCAGGAUGUGGGGGAAUCCUCUUAGGAGCAGAGAUGUGAGACCGAAGGUGCUCAGAGGAAAGUAUGGGGUGAAAGACUUGAGGAGUUUAUAAAGGGAUGACCUCCCAGACAGAACAGAGAGCUUUCAUGCGAGUGAAUUGUCCUCAGGAAGCUACCAGAGAUAUGACUGAAGAAAGCAUCACCAGACAGUUUAGUGCCCCGAUCCAAACAUAUUUCUGUUUUGCCCUCGUUUCUCUCACCAUCUGUCUUCUUGCAUCUUUGGGAACAAUUGUGGUCUUGGUACUUCAAAAGACGGGAUCUGCUGCACAAUGUGAUGGACCCCAGGAUGGAAAGGAAUGUGGAGAGGCCAUGAAAAGUCUCCAAACCAUGGAAUCCAAGAAAGCAGCUGCAUAUCUUCCAGUGUUAAUGCCAAUCAAGCGACCAGAACUGCGAUGGUCUGAUGAAGGCAUCCUGCACAACAUUCACUACGACAAUGGAACGUUGGUGAUCCAGAUGCCCGGAAUGUAUUUCAUCUAUUGCCAUUUGCACAUUUACGUCGCCAAGUGUGAAAGAGAUGAAAUCAACCUGCAAUUAGAGCUUCUGCUGAAUGGUUCCGUCGUGAAGCAAACAGUGCUCACUCUGUGCAGUACUCAGCAGACUUGCAAGGAGAAACGGCAAGAUCUCUUCCUCACUUUUCUGGAGGAUCUGAAGAUGGGGACUAGGAUCACAGCACGCAUCAACCAGUUCAGCUAUGUGGAUGUGAAUGACUUUCCCCAAAACAACAUUUUAGGGGUCUUGAAGUACACUGGCGAAACCUGGAGACUCUUUGUUCAGGACAGUAACUGAUACAUGACUUUCAAAAAUA
Rhineura floridana is the source of this 1040-nucleotide messenger RNA. RefSeq names its product TNF superfamily member 8 (gene TNFSF8). The transcript is spliced from 4 exons. Gene Ontology annotation, molecular function: tumor necrosis factor receptor binding. The record is from RefSeq and is a predicted model, not a curated record. Lineage: Eukaryota; Metazoa; Chordata; Lepidosauria; Squamata; Rhineuridae. Gene Ontology annotation, biological process: CD8-positive, alpha-beta T cell differentiation; immune response. Gene Ontology annotation, cellular component: membrane. The coding region runs from base 293 to 1021 and encodes 242 amino acids.